Molecule: messenger RNA, 333 nt
Organism: Mesorhabditis spiculigera
Lineage: Eukaryota; Metazoa; Nematoda; Chromadorea; Rhabditida; Rhabditidae
Source: the annotation of a GenBank genome assembly
AUGUACACUCGGACACGUCAACCCAGCGGCAACCUGCGCAAAAUCUCCGAAAUCAACGAGCAGGACGAGGCCAUUGAGCAGCACAUCGUCUUCAACCCACGCGAGAAUGGAUUCACCGUACUGAGGAAGCUGUCCGAGCGGCUCUUCCGCAGCAAGAAGGAAGACCAAGAAGACAGCGGCCACGAAUCGGAUGGCCGUACGGAAAGUGAGGCUGAUACGGAACUUCCCUAUGGACGACGAGAGGGGAAGGAGAAGCAUCACGGAAAGGUCUACAACAUGCUCCGAUGGGUGGCCACUGUUGGCAAAAAGAAGUCACCAGCCCCCGAAAAACAA